Messenger RNA from Schistosoma spindalis, 1749 nucleotides. NCBI's taxonomy places the organism in Eukaryota, Metazoa, Platyhelminthes, Trematoda, Strigeidida, Schistosomatidae. The record is from the annotation of a GenBank genome assembly.
AUGAUUAGGAGAGAAUCACUUUUACACUUAAUAAUUCUUCUUGCUUACUCGUUAGCGCAGCCAAGUGAGGAACGUGAAGGAUGCUUUUCUCUUUUAAGUGGUAUGGUGGAUGAUAUUAAUGCAGACAUCCAGAAGAUAACUGGUUUCAACAAUUUGAAAGUUUUGCCUCGCAUCAAAAAUAUUUUACAAAAGGAUUUCUUCCACUACUUUGAGGUUAAUUUGGAACGCGGUUGCCCUUUUUUUGACGAUGAUAAACGAUGCCCAUCAUCAGAUUGUCGAGUUAAGGAUUGUCCAGCUGAAGAAAUACCUUUGGGGCUACGUGAAGAUUCGUUGGAGUCGUCACCUCACCAUAAAUAUUCAAAAGAGGCCAACAUGUAUCCAGAAGAAGAAAUCGACUGUGGGUUGGGGAAGUUGGAUAGUUCCUUAAGUGAAGAACGUAAAACCAUAAUUGCCAAUUGGACUCGUCAUGAUGAUGAAGAUGAGCUGACGUUCUGUGAACCUGAUGACGAUAGCUCUGGCAAAAUGAUUUACGUAGAUUUACUGAAGAAUCCUGAACGUUAUACUGGUUACAAAGGACCUGCCUCAAAUAGAAUAUGGUAUAUGGUCUACAAUGAGAACUGUUUCAAUGAAGAUUCAAUAACUUAUGGGACAAGUUACCUAGGUCCAAGUCAAUCUUCAUGCCUUGAAAAGCGCGCAUUUUAUCGAAUGGUGUCUGGGCUGCAUAGUAGUAUCAGUGUUCAUUUAUCUUAUCGAUAUCCGUUAAGUCUUUUUUCACGACAUCAACCAAUAUCUCGUGAUUAUGAUAGUAACAAUCCAGGUUGGGGUCCGAAUUUGGAGGAAUUUCGUCGUCGUUUUGAUCCAUCUAUUGUACCAGAUGGUUUAACUCGAUUGCGCAAUCUUUAUUUCACUUAUUUGGUGGAAUUACGUGCUUUAGCUAAAGCUGCACCUUAUUUGAUGAAACAAACUUAUUUCACAGGAGAUGAGAAAAUGGAUAAGGAGACUAGAUCUGUUGUUACAGAUUUUCUACAAAUAAUUCAAAAUGAAGGCAGUAUCUUUAAUGAACAUCUUUUAUUCACUGGAGAUAUUAAUGAAGCUAAUGUGUUAAAAAAACAAUUUCGUGAACAUUUUCGCAAUAUUUCACGUAUAAUGGAUUGUAUUGGUUGUGAGAAAUGUAGAUUAUGGGGAAAAUUACAAACACAAGGUAUGGGUACUGCUUUGAAAAUUUUGUUUUCUGAUACUGUUCGUAAAGGGAAUCCUUUAGAUCAAUCAUCUACUGCCGAACCUAAUUUUCAACUGCGAAGAACUGAGAUAAUUUCCUUAUUUAAUGCAUUUGGUCGUCUAUCUACAAGUAUUGGUGCAUUAGAUGAUUUUUGUGAAAUGAUUCAUGAGUCGCAAAAACAGAAACGUCAUACCGCAUCAGGAUAAAUUGAUGACACAGUAUGUUGGCGAUUUUCAACUUACCUUCAUUCUUUACUGCUGUACUAUCGCUGUUGCUGUCAAAGCUACAAAUAUCAUCAUACACGCACUACUGUUUGUCAUUCGUGGUCUUUCAAAUUCAUAUUAUUCCAGUCUGUUAGCACUGCUGUAGGAAAUAGUGAUAUAUAACUGUUACGUUAUGUAUGCACAUGUUGUAAGCAACUUUUGUCGUCAUAAUCUAUACUGUUCUGUUAUUGUAAAUUAUUGUAUACAUUUAUGUUGUUUUCAAUUUGCAUUGAUGUAGUUUCUUCCUGCUAGUUAUUUUAUCUUCUA